Messenger RNA from Coregonus clupeaformis (lake whitefish), 2413 nucleotides. It is a transcript of the gene tbx16l, whose product is annotated as T-box transcription factor 16, like. Bases 115 to 1875 code for a protein of 586 amino acids. Gene Ontology annotation, cellular component: nucleus. The transcript has 9 exons. NCBI's taxonomy places the organism in Eukaryota, Metazoa, Chordata, Actinopteri, Salmoniformes, Salmonidae. Gene Ontology annotation, molecular function: DNA-binding transcription factor activity, RNA polymerase II-specific; RNA polymerase II cis-regulatory region sequence-specific DNA binding. Gene Ontology annotation, biological process: cell fate specification; positive regulation of DNA-templated transcription; vasculogenesis. The record is from RefSeq and is a predicted model, not a curated record.
AGGAUAGCCACCCUGCCCGCCCUAAUCAGACCUCAAGUGCAUAUCACUGAAUUCGAGUUUGGAGUAAAUCAGAGAGGGAUUAACAACAAGAGCACUGACUGGAGCUCCAAGGCCAUGUAUCUGCAUGAGGAGAGGCCGCUGUGUGGUGACUACCCAUACCCACUCAACUCUCAGCCCAAGAACUAUGGCUAUUGUCCACCAGAUUGGAAAGAUGCGGUUCUGCGGGGCCAGUCUUGGGACAGCGGCGGUAAAGUCGGGUGUGAACCCGAGCUUUCAGCUCUUCAAGUCCGGGUGUCGCUCCAGGGUCGCGAGCUAUGGGAACAAUUCGGAGAUAUAGGAACUGAGAUGCUCAUCACCAAAACAGGAAGGCGAAUGUUUCCGAGCUGCAGAGUCACUGUGACAGGGUUGAAUCCUCGAGCAAAGUAUGUGUUGAUGAUGGACAUGGUCCCGUUUGAUGACGACAAAUACAAGUGGAGCAGGGAUCGCUGGGAGGUGAGUGGUAUGACCGAGCCCCACCUUCCCAACCGCUACUUCAUCCACCCAGACUCUCCCUCCCUGGGGGAGAGGUGGAUGCAGUACCCUGUUUCCUUCCAUAAGCUCAAACUCACCAACAACACCCUAAACUCCAAUGGCCUGGUGGUUCUUCACUCCAUGCAUAAGUACCAGCCCCGCCUGCACAUCGUCCAGUCUCCAGACCCCUACAAUCCUCUGUCAGGGGGCUACCUGCGCUUCACCUUCCCAGAGGCAGCCUUCAUAGCUGUCACUGCCUACCAGAACUCCGAGAUAACAAAACUCAAGAUAGACAACAACCCCUUUGCAAAAGGCUUUCGUGACAAUGGGCUGAACAGAAAAAGGUUCAGAGAAAUGGAAGGUCAGAGCUCCGACAAACUAAAUGAACUCCAGAUGGAAUUGAAAUCUUCAAAUGGAUCCAGACCAGUGGAGUCAGAUGAUGAGGCUGACGUCAUCGUCUCCAGCUCUAGCUCAGUGAAUUCCCAUGGUGCAGCAGGAUACAGGACUGAUGACAUCACGUCUGUCUCUGCUGCCCCUAACCCAUUCAUCUCUGCCUUCAUGAACUGUGGCCAGGAGGGUUGGGGGGUCCAGGACCCAAUGACCCACAACACCCACACACACAACACACCUACUACCAGGGACUAUGGCAGCCCUGGGCAGCAUAACGAAGCCAGGCAUACUGGUUUAUCAAACAUGGCUUCUCCUCUCUUCCUCCCACACCCUCCACUGGGCCAGACUCACCACCCAGGGUCUGUUGGCUUUAGGAGGCCCCAGGCACAGAGCAGAAAACCAGUGGGGCCUCACCCUCCUCACCACCGAGGAGGUCCAAGUGGUCCAGCACCAGAACUCUCCCAUAGCCACAGCCACACAUCAGACCACCAGGCCCAGCAGCAGCAGCCACAGCCCCAUCAGGCUGAGUUCGACUACCCUCUCCCCCUGCCCCCCAAGGUCAACAGGAUGCACCUACCUGAGAGUGCCCUGCGUAGCCUGGAGAUGAGCCCCUCCCCCUCGGUGUCCGGCAGCCCUCGGUCCCUCACCGACAUGCUCAACAGGAUCCACAGCAGGGCAGGGUCUGGAAUCAACUCAGGAAUCCCCCAGGGGAAGCUGCUCCAGGCCCAGGCCCAGUAUGAGAGGCCAGGCCUGGAGCUGGGGGUGGACAGGGAGCUCCGGCCACCACAGCCCAAUCCACCACUACCUGAUCAUGAGCCAGAGUACCUGCCUCUCCACAGCAUGAUGCUCUACCACCAGAACAGCUUGAUGGGCUCUGCGGGGCCACUAAGAGACAGCCAUGUGGACCCUAGAGUUCCCUCCUCCUCCUCUCUAGAAUCCCCCCCUACAAGGCACCUAUGCUCAACUUAUAAGUGAUCUCUUGUUCAGUAAACACAACAGGUCAGGUAGACAUGAACAUUUCCCCCCACCACUUGUGGACAUCUAGCAACAUCUCUGGGUAGAGUUGAGGCAAAUGAAUAUGCAAUAUUGAGUCAUUCCAAGCCAACUUUAUAGUUAAUUUCUCUUUGCUAUGUUAGACUUUAUUUUUCAGUUGUAGAAUAGGGAAGUGGUUUGCUAGGAUAAGGAACUGGGGACUCUUUUGCCCUGACAUUAGAUUUUUAUAAUUUGUAAGGGGAACUAAUAACUAUGCAAUAGAUUUGCAUCAUGUCUUAACCGUCAACAUGUUUCCCCGCUUUCUUGGGACAUUGUAAUUAACAGUAAAUAAUGAGUGAGAUUAUAUGUGAGAUGUGUAUGCAGAAGAGCAGUGGCUUAUCAAACAUACAAAAUGAAAUGUAGACUCCUGAUGUUUUGAUGUUAAGACUGAUAACAUUAGCCCUAUCCAUGCUGUAUGUAUCAUUGUCAUGCUAGAAAAGUUGGCUACAGCACAUAAAGCUUGGGAGUUAUGGGAAGAGGA